Molecule: messenger RNA, 5466 nt
Organism: Carcharodon carcharias (great white shark)
Lineage: Eukaryota; Metazoa; Chordata; Chondrichthyes; Lamniformes; Lamnidae
Product: guanine nucleotide-binding protein G(i) subunit alpha-3-like
Exons: 9
Coding region: 309-1373 (354 amino acids)
Biological process (GO): adenylate cyclase-modulating G protein-coupled receptor signaling pathway
Cellular component (GO): heterotrimeric G-protein complex
Molecular function (GO): G-protein beta/gamma-subunit complex binding; GTPase activity; GTP binding
Source: RefSeq, a predicted model, not a curated record
CCCCCCCCCUCCCCCUCCUUUAUUUUCUUCCUCGCAAACUCUCUUUAUGUAUUUUUAGGUGAAUUAACCGAUAAGGAAGAAGAAGAAGAAGAAAUUUAUCCGUCUCUCGGUUAAACUCUGUGAGGGAGUUUUUUUAUUUGGGUGUUUCCAACACCACCUCCCCCCCCCCCCCCCCCCCCCCCCCCACCUCCCUCCCACUUCCAUCCCUCCCUCCGACUCUCUCCUCCGGGCCUCGGGUCUGAGGGGAUUUUCCUUCCGCUCUCUCCCCGAUCCCCCGCCCCGGGGCUCGGCUGUCCCCGGCUGCCGGCAUGGGCUGCACCAUGAGCGCCGAGGACAAGGCGGCGAUGGCCCGGAGCAGAAUGAUCGACCGCAACCUGAAGGAAGACGGCGAGAAAUCGUCCCGGGAGGUCAAACUUCUGCUACUGGGUGCUGGAGAAUCUGGGAAAAGCACCAUUGUAAAACAAAUGAAAAUCAUUCAUGAGGAUGGGUACUCGGAGGAGGAGUGCAAACAGUAUAAAGCAGUGGUUUAUAGCAAUACAAUUCAGUCCAUCAUUGCUAUAAUCAGGGCCAUGGGGCGGUUGAAGGUUGAUUUUGGAGACCCAAUAAGAGCAGAUGAUGCCCGCCAGCUGUUUGUCCUAGCAGGAACCACAGAGGAAGGGAUCAUGACAACAGAACUUGCAGGAGUUAUCAAAAGAUUAUGGCAGGAUGGUGGUGUUCAGGCUUGUUUUGGUAGAUCCAGAGAAUAUCAGCUGAAUGAUUCUGCAUCAUAUUAUUUGAAUGAUUUGGAUAGAAUAUCCUUACAAGGCUACAUCCCAACUCAACAAGAUGUUUUGAGGACCAGAGUGAAAACUACAGGCAUAGUGGAGACACACUUUACCUUCAAAGAACUGUAUUUUAAGAUGUUUGAUGUAGGAGGACAGAGAUCAGAACGGAAGAAGUGGAUUCAUUGCUUUGAAGGUGUAACUGCAAUAAUAUUCUGUGUGGCAUUAAGUGAUUAUGAUCUUGUGCUUGCUGAAGAUGAGGAAAUGAACCGAAUGCAUGAGAGCAUGAAACUUUUUGAUAGCAUCUGCAACAACAAGUGGUUUACAGACACAUCCAUUAUUCUGUUCCUGAAUAAAAAGGAUCUGUUUGAAGAGAAGAUUAAGAGAAGUCCUUUGACAAUUUGUUACCCAGAAUAUACAGGAUGCAACACGUACGAGGAAGCCGCAGCAUAUAUUCAGUGUCACUUUGAAGAUCUGAACAGACGAAAAGAAACCAAGGAGAUCUACACCCAUUUCACAUGUGCCACAGAUACCAAGAAUGUGCAGUUUGUGUUUGAUGCUGUGACAGAUGUCAUCAUCAAAAAUAACUUGAAAGAAUGUGGAUUGUACUGAGACAUGUUAUUGAGAGAGCAUCCAGGUGCUUCUUUUGUUAAUAAAAAGGAGCCUGCAGGUGAACCAUUUUAUUUCCUGGUUAUGCUGCCUGCCAAAGGGAACAGGUUAGAAGAGAAAUGACUGCGUCAUGAGGGAGGCUGCAUGCAAGAUAUUGAUUCAGUUACUAAAUAUGUAUUAUGAACACCUUUAAGAUUGUAUUUUAGUCUGAAAUGAGUAAGUACCUAAUGUACUUACACUGAUUCAGCAUUAUGUUCAAGAAAACUUUGUUCAUUCUUUUGUUUCUGGUUAUUCUUCCUGUCUUCUGUAUGUUAAUAUGCAAUUGUGUUGAUUGACCAAAAUAUGGUGAAAUCCAUGACCAUUAGAUUACUUUUUAAGAAGGCAUUUCAUCAAGUAUUCUUGCUCUGCGUUUGUUGCCAAACAUAGCUAAAUUUUGUAACACCAUGAAUUGUUGAAACUUUUGUUAUAACUGAUCAUCACUCCUUUUACUAGCCCUAAAUGACACCUGGACCAAUAUGAAAUUCAAGGAUUGUAUUAAGUUGUGUUUCUUGUUAACAUGCAAAACAUUAUAUCCUGUGACAUUAAUGUUAGUUCUGAUUAGCCCACCAAAAGGAAAACCUAACUCUACAGUACAAACUUCUGUAGGCUGACACCAAUGUAAAUUAUUUCAAAUAUAUUUGCCCAGUUAGAAAGUUGUAUCAAGAUCCACAAAAUAUAGUGACUUCCGAACGUCCAAUGGUUUAGUAUUAUUAUGUAGUUGUGGUUAAAACUAUGCACUGCCAUUGGAAUUUAAAGUGCCAUCUAUUGUUCAAGGUUUGCCAAAUAUACAAACAUUGCAUGGCUUAAGAUCUAGCCAGUCAAAAUCAAGCCAAACUUUUCUAAUGAAUUACCCAUUAUAUUGUUGUAUCACGCCUACUUUUAUUUCAGAAUUGGUGCCUGUUGACCUUUUCUUAAAAUGCAGGGAUUUUAAUCUGGAACUCCAUUAAACAAUAGAAACAACCAUGACCUAAAAAGAGUUUGAAUAUCAUGGUUAUAAUCUGUGAAGUAGUGUAGUACUACUAUCACUUGGUUAUUUUUAUUAUAUAAUACAGUACUGCCAUAUGGACCAUGAGAGUAAAAUAAAAUCAUGAAAAACCUUAACCAAUUUUUAUAUAUAUAUAAUAAAAUAUAUAUAUAUAUAUAAAAUAUAAUUAUAUGUAUGAAAAGUAAGUUCUGUAGGAACUUCCGUUUUUCCCCAGUGAAAAGGCCAUCCAUUCUAAGCAUUCAACCAGCCUUUGCCAUAGUUGGUAAUAACUUGUACCAUAGUUGGUUCACAUGCCUUAGAAUUGUUAAACAUGCCACAUCUGGUGGUUACGUUUCACUAUGAUUUAUAACUAAACAACCUUGGGGACUAUCUAUUUAAUAAUCUUUCCCCCAACCCCUUCUUCCCCACUGCUCCAAAUAAACAGUUGUCACACACAAGUUAUGUUGAAAUUUAAUGUCUGCAAGUUGCUAUAUGGUUUUCUUUUAAGAUGGCUCUGAAAUUUCAUCAAGCAGACCCAAUUUUUUGGUGUCAGUCAGAAAAGCCAAUCCAUUUUCUGGUGUUCAUUGAAAUCUUUUGAGUAUUAAUCUAUGUUUAGUCAGAAUUGGAAUGUUACAGAUUUUUUUUUACUUGAAUUGCUCGUGUUAUUGCUUGCUUUUAUGCCUGGAAAACUCACCUCUAGCAAAUACAAUUUUAAAGAGAAAAAUUAAAAUUAAUGUCAAACCACAUUUGGCACAACAGGUUGUUGUGAAUGACUGAGUCAGUGAUGAUUUUGAUUUAGUAUUUUUAAGUGACUCAAUCAAAAUAAAGUUGGAGACUUGCUAUGGUGAGGCCAGGCUUUGGAUCCCAUAAUGAUUGUGUUUCCAAAUGCUAUAGCGCACAUUGUUUAUCACACAUAUAUGUUCUAUCCUGUUCGGUCCUCUAGGUUUUUCCAUGUGCUGGUCGUUCUGAAUGAACAAUUUUUGUUCUUUCAGUUCCUAUUACUCCUAUAUUUGGGGUAAAAAGUCAAAUUUUAUGACAAUUCCAUGAAGUACAGGUUAGAAUUUCUUCUAUGGUCUGCCACUGCUGGGAUAGGCCUCAUAGAAGGUUAGAAGAAUUUUCUUUCCAUACAAAUUAUUAUAUCAAAUGUGAUGCCACAAGUUAUUGCUUAUAAGGGAGUUGGCACAUAUCUGGAGUCAUUUUUAAGGAUAUAAGCCAGAUGGACAAUGGGAUUAAAAGAGACCAGUGUAGAUAUGUGUGCCAAACAAUGGCUUCUUGUGCCCAAUUUCAAUGAUUCAUGCAUCUCAGCAGCAGUACCUUUGGUGGGAAAUAAUAUACAGCUCAUAGAGCAUUUUGGGUGGGGUGGCGCUUUUCAAAAGAAUCAGUGGCCAAUUUGGUGAGCUGCCCAAGAUAUGUUAAACAAGAACUUGGUGACCUUCAUCAUUUCACUGUAGUAAAGCUCAAUCUUUGGUUUUCUGUAACUGCAGACUUAUGUCAAAAUCUGAGACAUCUGUGGGGAAAAAUGACCCAUUGUAUAUCGAUAUUCAUAUGUUUAAAUGUAGAAUAUAAUUCAGUGGGAAAAGUAACUGAUGCAUACUCUAAGAUAGUUUCAUUUCUAUAGGUAUGCUGUGCAUUUUAAGAAUAAAGGCAGUUGCCAACUCUACUUUUAUGAUUAUAGGCUGUGGCUUAUGAAGUGUUUAACAUCUCACAGCAGCUGGUGUGGUUUGGUUUUCUUCAACCUUUAAUGUGUGCAAUUUUUCCUCAAAUUUCAAACAGUUUACAGCCUGCUGCUCAGUUGCUGAUUUCAUGCAGCCAGAAAGUUCAUCUAAUUUACAGCAGGGAAUAUCUAGUAGAAAUCUCAUGUAGGGUGAGACCUCAGGUUUCACCUGAACAUUGAACAUGUGGGAAUUAGUGAUGAGCUGUCAGGAGGAAUAAAUUAAAGCACUGAUAUGGAGGUGGGAAUCUGAAGAGAGUGUUUCAGCAUUAAAGGAGAACAUAAUCUGUCCACAUCAGGGAAUGUGUGCAUGUUUGGAAGUGACUUUGGGCUCAUUGUUGGGAGUCACUUUGCUGAUUAAAGGUCUCCAUGGCUGCAUCUAUUGGACCUGGGUGUUUUUUUUUAAUGAUGAGUAAUGGUAAAACAUUCUGGAGGCUAUAAAAAAAUAGGGACUUGCACAUAGGGCCAGCCACGCUUGCAUUGCAUAUGAACAUCUAAUAUCCCAAGAGGGGAUUCUGAGAUUUACCUGAAAACUUGCUGAUAUCUGGAGGCUUGUAUGUGAAUAAAAUGCUUCUGAUGCAGUUGAGCCAUGUUUUCUGUCAUGGUGCACUUAGAGAACUGCCACUAGAUAAGUUGAGUCUUAAGUGUGUGGCCUUUCGCCAGAAGAAUGUAUUUGUCUAUACUUAAUAUAUAUAUAGCCUUACAUUUUUCAUGCAUUGAAGAAUAUUAAAACAUUUGUUUAUAGAAGUGGCAUUCAGUAAAACUCUUGCAUGUUAAUGCACUUAAGAACGAGUUUAUUUUGGAUUAAGUUGCUACAUAGCAAGUUCCUAAUCUCCAAUCAGCAGUUAGGAAGAGUAACAAGCAAAUCAAAUGGAAAGGAAGAUAGUUAUUACAAGACAGGCAGUUUAUGCAUAAUCUUUCACAGAGGCUAUUGGCAGAGAUUUUGAUAGGAUUAGCUGCCUGCUUCGGGGAUUUAGAGGGAAGAGCUUUGUUUAGCUUGGUUUGCACAUGAUCACUCAUCUGUUCACAUUUGAGUCCAUUUGAUGUCCUUGAUGAUACCUCAGCAUGUUUCAACAUUGACUCUUGCUAAGUUGUAGUUAUUUGGAUAACUUAAAUUUUGACAAUGAACUGUGAUAUUUUCUAAUAGCUCUUCUAAUCAUCCAAUGUAUUGAUUGUCUUUUUUAAAAAAAAAUUAUAAAUACCUAGUAUGUAUUUUGUAAAUUUGUGCCAAACUGCUAUCCUGUCAUUUUCAUUUCAUUUGGUAAACUAGUUGUUUUGACAUAUAUUGCUUUAUGGGUUAGACUGAGUCUUGUUUGUGCAGACUUUCUUUGUUACUGCAAUGGCACUUCUAAAUGGGAAAAUAUAGAUAACAUGGAGCUUGA